This is a messenger RNA of Cuscuta campestris, 805 nucleotides long. NCBI's taxonomy places the organism in Eukaryota, Viridiplantae, Streptophyta, Magnoliopsida, Solanales, Convolvulaceae. The record is from the annotation of a GenBank genome assembly.
UUGGCCGGGUGUUCGGGCAAGUGCAAAAAGUAAUGGAAGAUCGAUUUGAUCAGAUAGAUGUUGCGUUGUCGGAAAUUCAAACCCACUUGGCAAAGUUUGCGGGCGGUAGCAUUAACGAAGUCACCCAUGCACCGAAGCUGGAUAUGCCCAAGAGUGAUGGCUCCGAACCCGUGCGUUGGUUGCAUUUGGUAAAAGAAUACUUUGCAUAUUAUGAAACCCCCUCAAAGGAUCGUCUGCAAUAUGUGACAUCGAUGUUGGAAGGGGCCGCUGCAGAUUGGUUCCGUUGGCGUAUGAAUUACGGGCUCAUUAAUGAUUGGGAUGAUUUUGUGCACAAGUUCAAAAUUCGAUUUGAUCCUUUUCAUUACGUCUUUAUGGAGAAGAUACCCGAAGAGGCCCAAGACAUAGUUAUUCAGGUAGGGGAAGGAGCAGUUGCGCACCCAACACUUGUUGUCAUGGACAAAGGUGGAUCUCAGAAAUUGAGUGCUGGAGCACACACCAAGGAUGACAUAUACAGUGGGUCUGAUGCCAUGGGGAAAGAGGGGGAAACCCCUGGUGGCGAGGAUGAAGCAAACUACAAGCUCGGGUGUACUCCUUGUGCUGGACGUCGCAAAGGGCCAAACAUUGAGAUGUGUCAUCGAUCCAAAUAGCCAACACCCUCUUUCUUUAGUUUGGUCUCGCACAAUCAUGAUGUCUCACCACCCCCUUAUCAUCAAGCCAGAGAAUCAAGAUUUGAAGGGAGCUGCUAGACAUGAUAUUUUUGGGUGUCACGCAUACUUCCUGCACCACGCCCCAAAGGUCAAGCCGG